AUGUGGCCAAACCCUAACAAGUCGAAAGGCAAGGCUCCCGGGAGAACCAUCCGAGGACCCCAAGCUGCUGCACAAUGGGCCACCACACCCCAAACCCCCAUUUAUAAUCAAUAUGCGCAGCACCAGCCACCUGCGCCGCCGGGGCAGAUUCCACCGCCGCACAUGCAGCCUCAAGCCACGCCGCUGGGCAACGUCCAUAAUUACCAGGCACCGGGACAGCCGCAGCCGCCUCCGCCGCAAAAUCUGCCAACGCAGCACAUUGGCGGCGGGCACACCGUGACGCCCUUGCCGAACCAGAUGCAGCAGGGGUACACCCAGCCGCUGCCUCCCAACUCCAACGCCCACGGCUUCCUCAACCCUGGUGUCCAAGGCGCGCCGCUCUGGGACCGUUACCACCAACAGCCGUCCCCAGGAGGUCAGCAAUUCGAUGGACAAGAAUGGCAGAUCACGGGUCAUCCCCCGCCGCCGCAGCCGCCACAGCAGCCACAGGCCGGACCUAGCUCCGCUCCACCACCUCCUGGUCAGACUCCUAUCUACAACCAGUACCACAGUCAGGGCGGUCAACCCGGUCAAGGUGGUCAAGGUGGUCAAGGUGGUCAGGGUGGCCAGGGUGGUCAGGGCGGCGGGUAUGGUGGUGGGUAUGGCGGCGGGUAUGGCGGCGGGUAUGGCGGCGGGUAUGGCGGCCAUUAA
Molecule: messenger RNA, 690 nt
Organism: Fonsecaea erecta
Lineage: Eukaryota; Fungi; Ascomycota; Eurotiomycetes; Chaetothyriales; Herpotrichiellaceae
Exons: 2
Coding region: 1-690 (229 amino acids)
Source: RefSeq, a predicted model, not a curated record